GUCUUAAUGAUAUCUCUAAAAAUGAAUAUAUGUAUUCAACCCACUAGACCUUUUGCAAUUUAGAAUAAUACGGUACUCACAUGCGUAGUCCGAUAUCAAUAUUUUGUCAUGAAUCCCCAAAACAUUCCCAUUAUUGUUGUUGUAUUUUUGUAUCGCUCUCAACUCUUUUUUCAAAAACUUGAGGUCUCUUGAUGGUGGAUGUUUCGAAUACGAUCGAAAUUUGGGUGUCCAGGUAAGCAUAUAUCUUAAACUAAUACGUUACGACUACUAAUAUUUAGGAGAGCAAUUUAAUAUUUGCGCCUGACGGGAAAACGCAAAUAAAACUUUUUUUUUCAGGUAAUAAAAUCAAAGAUAGCUCUUACAGAUACAGAGGUAUGAUUGGGCCAAAGCUUGUCACUUGAUAUCCAUGGCGAAGGUUGUAAUUAGCAUAUUUCUCUUCCGGUCAGUUGUCGAUGGUUAGAUUGAACUGUUUGAAUAGUCAAAUUAGCAUGCUUUUGCGUAAAAGCCUACCCUAUCCGAACAACGCUGUGCGUACCUAUUGUUGGCAAUGUCAUAGCAGCGCGCAUUUGACACGAUGACUGGAUAGACGGCUCGAGAAAAUAAAGCACAAGGCAUGAGAUAACAAUUACCAAAAGUUUCAAUCAAGACUAUAUCAUAUAGUAUAUACUAAAUGGAUUAAAUGAAUAUUUUUUUUUUCUUGACAGGUAAGUUAUAUUUUACCUCGUUAUCAUUUUCGUGAUAGCGCUGCGCGCCCUACCAGUAAAUAUAAGUUAUGUACACUGUGAUUAUCAUGUAAUGUCCAACGAUAAACAUUAAUUCAAGGGGAAGGGGUCUCAUUAUGUACCCGGUUUCGCAAAACAUCAUUAUCGUGGCGUAACAAUCUAGUCUAGUCUCUCUGUAUUUCGUUAUCCGUCAUUCAGGUAAUGAAAUGUUGGCUAUCUACUGAAAUGACUGCCAGGAUUUGGUCCGGUCUUAGAUCCUUCACCUCUCUGAACCAGCUCACCAUCUCAGACUCCUCUCUCAGUUUCCCUCCAUCUACCCCUGAGCUUCCAUCCGUCACAAAGCUAUCAUCCGAGAGUGUGACGUCACAAAGCUAUGAAGGUUUGCUCUCAUCGCUCCCUGGCUUGACAAAUAUCGAUAUAACUAUCGAUGAUGCAGAGAGAGACAUACCUCAAAUCACGGCUGGUCUUCGUCGGAUCGGAAGACAGCAGCUCACACACAUCAAAAUUACAACCCCGACAUCAUUCCUAUCGAUAUCGGGGAAGAAGAGUGUAUCGAGAGCGACGUUUAGAGGAUUAGGUCUUCUGAUCAGAACACAAACAAAGAACCUGCAACAGCUACAUCUGAGCUGGGUGAAGUGUACAGAUGAGGAAGACUUGGUUCACCUCAUUAAGUGCUGCAGACAUGUGAAAACGUUGAAAGAAAUGUGGUUACACAAAUGUGGAACUAGAAAAAGCGGCAGACUGAACUCUCAUCUCACAGGUCUUCACACAUCACAUGACGACGGCCUCUCUGUUUGGGUUAACCAUGAUAAUGGAGGGGGACGGACGUGUGUUCUCUCACAUUUCUCACAUUAGUUGAGUUCCAUUGAUGUCUACACACUACCGGUCAAGCUGACAUGGACCAUGCCUUAUUCCCGACAUACACCACUAUGCUCGUUGAAGGACUUCAUACGUCAUUUUGUUUACAUUGGUUAAGUUACACUGAUGACUAGGCACUACACGGUCACGCGGAUAUACGUCAUUAUGUUCAAGGAGAUGACUGUUACUGCACAAUCGGAAAAAUAGAUCUCUUUUGCGCAGUCUUAUGAAUGAAAAAAAGGUUUGGCUAUUUAAGCAAUAACACACAUUAUAAAGUGUCUCCUGAAACUGUUUGAAUGUUUUGGUUAUAUUGUUUAUUUCUACAAAGUCAUAAACCCUAAACAACUUUAUCUUCUUGUAAAGAUUUGAAUGUGUUUUGCAAGUCAUUAUAUUAUAAUUUGGGCAGCAGAAAAAGAUUAUGUUAAAAACACUGAGAUAGCAAAAACUUUCAAAAUCUAAUAUUUAAGUUCGUAUUAAACUUUUUGCCUUACAUCUUAUGUUAUUUUUAGUGCACAUUUAGAUUCCUCAUGUAAAUUCGCAUCACAGGAUGCAUACGUAAGGAGAUAAAGGCUCUUCAACGUAAAGGUCCAUCACAUAAGCUAACUGCAUCAUGCAACGCAAACGGGGUUAACUCAUCGCACCAAAUCCAAGAGACUUAGAUAAAAAUAUUUGUUCAAGUUUUAAUUCAUCAAACGGUUAUAUAUUUCACGAGCGUUUCCUAGUAGCUCUUUCCCUUAAACUCUCAAGUUCUUUUUGCAUAAAAAAGAUAUAGAAACAAUUAUGUCAAAUAUGAUGAAUGUUCUCGCGAAAUUAGGUGUUAUGAAAAUCAAUUAUGCAUUAAACACAAAGAUAUGAUUGUGGAACAAAAUGUGAUUUAUAAAUCAUCGAUAAUAUAGGCGCAUCGGAGCUACUUCCGGAAAACUACAGUUUCAGAAAACCUUUAGGGAAAUGUCUCUCGAGGUAAUAAAUAUUUGUGCUACAAACAGUAAGAAUAUUCGAGCCGCCUUAGCUCACCUCUCAUUUCGCCGCCUGUGUAAUAAUAUUAAAAAAAGGGAACAAAUAACAAAACGAACGAUUAGCCAAAAUGUAAUAACUAAAAUAAUGUUCAUUGCGUUCAAAUGUGCUUUUGGAAAUAGAACUUGCAACAGAGUUAUCUACAACGAAGCGCAUUGGUAAAAUAAGAAUGCUAUAAUAACGAAAAGUGAAGUUGAUAUCCACAGGAAUACCGAGCAAAGCUAUUUCCCUUCUUUUCCUUUUGUAAAAGUGAUGGAACGUACCCCACCUUCACAGUGUGUUUAUGAAAAGGAAAGUAGAACUGAAGCGGAAUCGACUUUCAAACCCAUACUUAUGUCAUUAUCAUUUAUUAUGAUUGUUAGACUUGUACCAUCAUAGAAACGUUGGUAAUAAUGGUAGUCGCAGUAAUAAAAGAAGUAAAAAAGAAUGAAUAAUACCUAUGAUAAUG
Messenger RNA from Strongylocentrotus purpuratus (purple sea urchin), 3042 nucleotides. RefSeq lists its product as uncharacterized. The transcript is spliced from 3 exons. Bases 924 to 1577 code for a protein of 217 amino acids. Lineage: Eukaryota; Metazoa; Echinodermata; Echinoidea; Camarodonta; Strongylocentrotidae. The record is from RefSeq and is a predicted model, not a curated record.